AUCACCUUCGUCCUGCACAGCGAUCUACCCUCCUCAAACUCCCUCUGUCUCUGUCGAUUAUAGUCUCCAAAGGUAGUGAAGUUUGCAAAACUGUAGAGAAGAAUGCCAAAGAUUAAGACAAACCGAGUCAAGUACCCAGAAGGGUGGGAGCUGAUCGAACCUACUCUUCGUGAGCUUGACGCCAAGAUGAGAGAAGCUGAGAUGGAUGAACACGAUGGAAAGAGAAAGUGUGAAGCUUUAUGGCCAAUCUUCAAACUCUCUCAUCAGAGGAGUCGCUAUGUUUAUGACCUUUAUUACCGGAGGAAGGAGAUAUCUAAGGAGCUCUAUGAGUUCUGCUUGGACCAGGGCUAUGCUGAUCGUAACCUCAUUGCCAAAUGGAAGAAGUCAGGGUAUGAGCGUCUAUGCUGCUUGCGCUGCAUCCAGCCAAGAGACCACAACUAUGGAACAACAUGUGUAUGUCGUGUUCCCAAACACUUGCGUGAAGAGAAAGCGAUUGAGUGCGUUCACUGCGGUUGUCAAGGAUGCGCCAGUGGCGAUUAGUUUCACCUGACUUCUUCACUAUUAUCCCUAUCUCGAUGUAUUCUACAUAUUUGCUUGUCAAAUCUGGAUUAUUAUGUGCCCUGAUACCUUGACUAAUUUCCCUUUGCAGAACUUCUAAUUGUCAAUUCUUGUGUUGCUGUUGAAAUUAGAAAGACAGUUCCCUGUUUGUAAAAUAAAUGAAUUAAACAGUAGCAAGUCC
Eruca vesicaria subsp. sativa (arugula) is the source of this 739-nucleotide messenger RNA. Lineage: Eukaryota; Viridiplantae; Streptophyta; Magnoliopsida; Brassicales; Brassicaceae. The record is from the annotation of a GenBank genome assembly.